AAUCAAACUGCGACAAAAGAAUUUCAGGAUUUGUAUACAUUUUAUUAAAUUUUUAUUUAUUCUAACUUUGAAUUUUCAUAAAAUGUCUGAAGAAUGGAAAGCUUACGUAAGUGACUCUAGAACAGUGUGUAAAUAUGGUACAAAAUGCUAUCAAAAAAAUCCAGAACACCACAAACAGUAUAAACACCCACCAGACCUUAAAGCUAAAGCUAAUAAGCGACAAAAUAACCGUUUCAAGCCUUAUAUCAAAGAAAAGAAGCCUACUGUUGCAGCUAAGGCAAGUGAUGACAAUAUUCAGAAUAGUAAAGUUGAAUUAGAUGCUGAUAUAGGUGACAAGGCGGAAACAACGAAAGCUCAGAAUGAUGAUAAUCCUGCAUCCAAGUCUCCACGAGUAACAGAAGUUGAAGAUGUACCCAAACAUCUCAUCAAAUCAGCUUCCUUUUAUGACAAAAAUACAGAUCCUCUUAUUUUAAAAGAAUGUUUUUUGGUGGAAAUGCCAGAAGACUUCUUCCAGUUUUAUAAGUGCCUUCAGGAUGAUACAGAUAAUGUUGAGAAAUUAUUAUCUAGUGUUAAUUUACAGCUUAUUGGACCAUAUGAGUUAUUUUUAGGUAAAUUACCCAAAUUGGAAGAUAAAGAUCUGUAUUUAAUUCACUGGAGAUUUUUCUUUGACCCCCCUGAGUUUCAGGCUGUUUUAAAAAAGAAAGGUAAAAGUGAAUUUCACAUAGGCUACUACAGAGACGACCCACAAGAGAAACCAGUGUUUCUUGCUAAAAAUGACAGUUCUGCCAAUUACACUAUAACACCAGUAGCUGAAAACAUUUUUGGAGCAGUUUAUGCAUUCUUACAAAAUGAAAAGAAAACAUCACCAUUUAUUUCUAUAUCAUGUCAAAAGCUAAUGGAUAAGGUGAAGAAGUGGGCAGAGCAGUAUAAUUACACCAUAGAAGAAUAUAAUAUGAAAAAAAGGAACCAGCAAAUGGUCUGUCGGACCUUUAACAAUGCAGGCAUUGUUGUACCUUAUAAUAAGAAAACUCAGCUUGGAUAUAGAAAAUUGGCUGAAAGUGACACUGAUAUAAAGAAAAUGUUCAAACAAUUAAAAGAAGCUAAAUCCCAGGCUGAGAAAGAUAAAGUCCUAUCAGAAUUACAGCCAGUGAUCACUUAUGCAAGUAUAGCGAUGGAUGAGUGCGAUUUCGGAACAGGACUUGAGGCUGGCAUUGCCUUCUUCUGCUCCGGGCUGCCUGAGCUGCAAACUAGUGCCUUGAAAAAUCUAGAAGUAGCCUAUUCUCUGUUGGGCAGAGGAGCUUUUAGUAAAAUUAUACAGAUACAUAUGAAAUAUCGGCGCAAGGGCCCGGACAUGUCGGUAUUGGGAAACGACUGAUGUGAAAUGAUGUUUAAUAAUUUUUGAUUCUAAUAUAUUUUUUUAAGAUUUAUUGUUGACAUAAGUAAGUAUUAAAAACAAAAUAAUUUUUGGCAG
This is a messenger RNA of Maniola jurtina (meadow brown), 1471 nucleotides long. It is a transcript of the gene Hpf1, whose product is annotated as histone PARylation factor 1. Gene Ontology annotation, molecular function: poly-ADP-D-ribose binding; histone binding. Gene Ontology annotation, cellular component: nucleus. Gene Ontology annotation, biological process: regulation of protein ADP-ribosylation; DNA damage response. The transcript has 5 exons. The record is from RefSeq and is a predicted model, not a curated record. The coding region runs from base 83 to 1375 and encodes 430 amino acids. Lineage: Eukaryota; Metazoa; Arthropoda; Insecta; Lepidoptera; Nymphalidae.